AUGAUUUUUUUCUUCUUCAGAUGGCCAGUUCACUAAACCUAAAUUUCAAGAUCAAAAUAUUUGGAAUGAGAAGAAAUAUCAAGAUGGAGAAAUCAAAGUUAUUAAAAGGAGUAUUGAACCAGAAGCCCUCCAAGGACACCCGUUGUAUUAUGAAAUGUGCACAAUUACUUGUAGUCUUUUUGUCCUUCUAUGUUUUAUUGGAACUUGGAGUGGUGCUGGAACCCUAGCCCAUGCUGAAAGGAUGUCAGGAACUGUGGAAAGAAUGAGGAUGUAUGGAAUUAGCGAUUUGUCUAUAAUAUGCAGCUAUGUUAUGCAUGCUGGUAUCAAGCAAUUGAUAUCUGCUUUGUUAAUAUCAUUAUAUUUAAAAUUUGGAUUUGGUGACCCACAAAUUGUAAAACGUUUAGAUUUUUUUUCACUUUUUGUGACAAUAUUUCUAGUGAGUCUUCAUUCCACAGUUUACUUUCUUGGUGUGGCUUCUUUUUUUAAUAGUAGUAUUCUUCGUGGAAUUGUUGGAAAUGUCUCCUUUAUCUAUUUUUAUCUGUGGGCUUUAAAGCAAAAUUUUUCUCUUACUGCACAAUAUUUUGGUCAUAUGUUUGCACCGUUUUGCUUAGUUACUUUAUCAACAGUAGUAUGUGGUUUGGAAGCACAUGGUGGAGUUACAUUAGAGAGUCUAAUAUCAGCUACCGACAGGAAUGAUAUCCCACUCCUGGUUAUUCCCCUUCUGAUGAUCUUUGGUUCAGCUGUUGUUUUGCUAGUUUUUUUUUACUUGCUAAAUAUUAAUCCUGGGCCAUAUGGGAGUGCUAGGCCUAUUUGUUUUAUAUUGCCACAAGGUCUUCAAGGAUGCUUUAGACCAAGUCACUUUAAAGGACAUAAAAGUAAAAGUGGUGAGAAAUUUAGGAAUGGUCUUUAUGAAUUAACUCCAUUGAACAUUGAAGUAGGAAUAAAAAUUGAAAACCUAUACAAAAAGUACGGAAAUCUUACAUCAGUAAAAAACUUGUCAUUAAAUAUAUAUAUGGGACAAAUUACUGCUCUUCUUGGCCACAAUGGAGCUGGAAAAACUACCACUCUUUCCAUUUUGUCAGGUAUGUUGUCACCUACUUCAGGAUCAGCUUUCUAUCAAGGUUACGAUAUAUUCACAAAUUUAAAAAAAUUUCGUAAAGAUAUUGGACUAUGCCCUCAAAAUAAUUUACUACAUCCAAAUCUUGAUGUAAACAAUCAUCUGAUAUUUUUUGGAAUGCUCAGCGGAUUGUCGAAAAAAGAUGCAGAAGAAAGUGCCAAUGAUCUUUUGAAAGUUGUGGGAAUAUUUGAAAAAAAAUAUGCUCAAAUAACUGAAUUGUCUGGUGGUAUGCAACGGAAACUAUGCAUUGCCCUCUCACUUGUUGGAAAACCAAAAGUGGUAAUUCUUGAUGAACCUACCUCUGGUGUAGAUCCUGAGUCAAGAAGGGAAAUUUGGAAUAUACUUUUGGAAUCAAGAGAAAAUAGAAUUUUGCUCCUCACAACUCACUUCAUGGAAGAAGCAGAUGCAUUGGGCGAUCAGAUAGCAAUUAUGAAUCAUGGGGAGAUUGUAUGUUAUGGGUCCCCUAUGUUUUUGAAGAAGCAUUAUGGGGCGGGAUAUAAUAUUACAGUAUCUUGUAGCCAGGACAAACACAAGAAGAUAAUUGAAACUGUUACUGAAAAAAUACCUCAAGCUACAAUUAUUGGUGAAACUCAAGAAUGGAUAAAACUUAAAUUACCCUUUAAUAAAACUGAACAUUUUCCAGAGUUAUUCAAACAAUUAGAGUCUGAUAAUAAAACAUCUAGAAUUUCAAUCAACUGCACAACAAUGGAGGAUGUUUAUUUAAAAGUUGAGGCAGAAGAAGGUGGAGAAAUACCCACUGUAUCAGAAUCACCUUUACCCCAAGAAAAAUAUACAAAUGAAAAAGGAAACAUAAUGGCUUACUUCUAUAGAUUUAUGGAAUUGGUGAAGAAAAAUAUGAUUUGUAGUUUAGCAAGGUGGUUUAAAACAUUUCUUGUGAUUGUUAUUUGUCCUCUAGUGGCUACAUACGUUGCAAUGGAUGGGAUUAAUACUGAUUUAACCAAGUACCAUAGAUUAAACCGGUCACAAGAUUUGAAUGUUAAUUUAAGUUAUGGAAAUUCCAGUGUCAUACCUGUCUCGAUUCCCUGUUUUUCGGACCCAGUUCGUUCCAUAAGGAUUUACUUGUUCUCGUUGUGGGUUUCCUACGUCAUUUUCAUUGUUUCGUCAACUUUUUUUAACUUUGUCCACAAAGAGAGAAUAUCUACUGUCAAACAUCUUAUACUUAUGACUGGGAUUUCACCACUUACUUAUUGGAGUUCUGUGCUCUUAUGGGAUGCUAUGUUAUAUUUGAUUUUUGUAAUAAUUUCUUGGAUUACAUUCCUUACAUUAGAUUAUGGGACUCUGUUCGACACAGGCAGUGGCAUUUAUGUUUUAUUCUUGGUAUUAUUUUUAUCUGGUAUGAGUAUGAUUUCAUCAGUUUACUUUGUUUCUCUUUUAUUCAAGACGAUGCGAUCAGUUGUAGUAUUCUACUUUACUGCAGUCUUCACAAUUGGUUUUAUUGGUAAUUUUAUUGCAAAUAUUUCCAGUAAUUUUUACAGUAAAGUUAUGAAAUUGCAACCAUUUACUGCUUCGAUGUUAGCAAUGGUGGACUUUUCAACUUUGGCAGAAAAAAAAAGAAACUGCAAAUACUGUGUAACAGUAAACUGUCCAGAUAUUCUUAAAUCAGCGUUUUUAAAAGAUGAUCAACUAUGGAGGGACUUAAUGUUUCUUGUUGGGGACUUUUUUCUUUACUUUUCUUUAGCCGUUUUAACAGAUUAUGGUUUGUUCCCUUUUUUGUGGAAUAAAAUUGACUCUAUAUUUACUGGGACUAUUGAUAAUACUGGCCUAAAGAGAGUAGUCAGUGACGUUGCUAGAGAGAAGAGCAGGGUGGAUGGUUUACUCACUGCAGAUACUCAAAAAGAUAAAAUAGCAAUUGUGGAUGGCCUUGGUAAAAAAUAUUCUCGCUCCAUGGUAGCAGUUGUUGAUGUUACAUUUGCUGUGUCCAAAGGAGAGUGCUUUGGUCUUUUGGGAGUUAAUGGUGCUGGUAAAUCAACUACAUUUAAUAUGUUGACUGGAGUCCUGUAUCCUACAAAAGGAAAUGUUUUCAUAAAAGGCCAUUCCCUUAGCAAGGAGAAAACAAAGUGUUUAUCAAUGAUUGGGUAUUGUCCACAACAUACUGCUUUAAUUGAAAGUCUUACAUCAAAACAAAUGUUGACCCUAUUUGCCCGCUUGCGUAUGAUUCCUUCACAAUAUGUUGAUAAAGAAGUAAAAAAAUGGAUCACUCUUUUUGGGCUCGAGGAGUAUAGUGACGUACCAUCUAAAAAUUACAGUGGAGGAAAUAAGAGGAAGCUGAAUGCUGCUCUAGCAUUCAUUGGUGACCCAUUUAUAAUCCUCCUGGAUGAACCUACAAGUGGUGUAGACCCAUUCAUUCGCAGAAAUUUAUGGAAGGUCAUAGAAGCUUGUGGCAGUUACGAUCAAGCCAUUAUUAUUUCAUCUCAUAGUAUGGAUGAAUGUGAAGCAGUAUGUAACAGACUAACCAUCAUGGUUGGAGGGAAAAUGGAGUGUAUAGGAAAAACUCAAUAUCUGAAAAGAUUAUAUGGCACAGGAUAUGUGAUAAAAAUAACCUUAUCACCUCACACAGAUAAUGAAAUUACAACAUUAAAGAAUAUUAUAGAAUCUACAUUUUCACCGCAUUGUGAGCUGAAAGAUGAACAUCAGGUACUUCUCCAUUAUCUUAUAAGAACAAAUUUUUACAAAAUAUCGAGUCUAUUCAAUAUCAUGGAAGGAAUAAAGAACCAAUCAAACAUAGUGAACGAUUAUAUAAUCACUGAUUCCAGUUUAGAAGAGGUGUUUUUAGGUUUUGCUAAAAAUCAAUAAUUAAGAAAGGAUAUAAUUGGAAAACUUCACAUAUAAAUCUCAAGUCACUAAAAUAUAGGCAAACAAACUAAGGUGUCAAAGCCGAUUAAGAACAUCGAUCCCAUAAGCACGAGUGGUUGUGUACCAGACACCCCUCAGCAUAUCAUACUUGUCUGAAUAUCUAUUAAGAUCUGAGGGCUAAGUUGCUGAGGGUAACAGAGCUCUGGAAUCAGGAAGGUAGUCAGAAAUGGUUGAACCAAAGAACGAUCUGAGUGCACAGCUAAAGAAAAAUCUAAUUGUUUUACUCUAGGAAGCAAUCUCUACAAAUAGAAGAGUAAUACACCAGAGACGAAAUGAUUUUCAUCAAAAUUAUUACCCAAAUUAUGCCUAAUAUAAAAUGAAUAAGCAGGAGUAAGAUAUGCUUUUCAGGAUGAGUCAUAGGCUGAAAGCGGAUACGACCAAGCACCGCUAACUUUAUAAAUAAAAUAAACUUUAGCCUAUUAAUAAAGAAACUUAAUUAGAGACAUGUACAAUGAAAGACAAUCCAAAUAUGGAGUCCUUCACAUAUGUCUCAUUUUUCCUCUUCAAUUGUUAUUAUUUUUAUGGAAAGUGGAAGUGGGGCACUCGUGAAGUAAUUGGCCAGAGGCAUCUAAUAUCAAAGGCGGCCUGCUGUUCAGUUGCCAAUUUUAAUGUCAGAUCUAACUAUUCCAACAAAUAUCAAAGAAGAAUGUAAAAUAUAAAAUUCAAUAAUAAGUCUAUUGUUUUAUAUUUUAUUUUUACCACAUGUUUACAAAACAUUCAUACAUAUUUC
Messenger RNA from Nezara viridula (southern green stink bug), 4721 nucleotides. The record is from the annotation of a GenBank genome assembly. NCBI's taxonomy places the organism in Eukaryota, Metazoa, Arthropoda, Insecta, Hemiptera, Pentatomidae.